This is a messenger RNA of Salvelinus sp. IW2-2015, 1386 nucleotides long. It is a transcript of the gene tbpl2, whose product is annotated as TATA box binding protein like 2. Gene Ontology annotation, molecular function: RNA polymerase II general transcription initiation factor activity; DNA binding. Lineage: Eukaryota; Metazoa; Chordata; Actinopteri; Salmoniformes; Salmonidae. Gene Ontology annotation, biological process: DNA-templated transcription initiation. The record is from RefSeq and is a predicted model, not a curated record.
GCAUGGGCGUUUGCUACAGAGUAUUCACACCUGUACUUAAUUUAGCUGUCUGUCAAUCAAUGAACACCACCAAGGCUCCCAGUGGUGUUUAAAAGUGAAUCCUGUUUGUUUCUAUACGAUCAAUCAUGGAUGAAGAUUCAGCAUUGGAUGACCCAAUUGAAAAUGUACCAAGCCCAUCCUACCUCUCCUCCUUGAGCCAACCGGAGAAGGAUGUCGGGAAAGAUCUGGAUCUCAGCGUCCUUACGGAAGAGACCAGUGGAAAUGCUGCUUCUAACGCUAACAUGACACAAGACAGUGGCUUCUUCGAUGCCUAUAGGCAAGAGGAGUCUGCUGAGACUGACCCUAAAAAGGUGGCCAUGCUGGGAGCCUCUACCUUCUGUCCCAUGACACCCGUGACCCCAGUGGCUGAGAGUUCUGGAAUCAUCCCCAUGUUACAGAAUAUUGUAUCCACAGUGAAUCUGGCCUGCCCACUGGACCUGAAGUCCAUUGUUCUACAAGCCAGAAAUGCGGAGUACAACCCCAAGCGUUUUGAUGCAGUCAUUAUGCGACUACUGGAGCCUAGGACCACAGCGCUCAUCUUCAGCACUGGAAAGAUAGUCUGCACAGGAGCCAAGAGUGAGGAGCAGUGUCGCUUAGCUGCCCGCAAGUAUGCUCGAGUGAUGCAGAAGCUGGGUUUUCCUGCCAAAUUCCUAGACUUCAAGAUACAUAACAUGGUGGGGACCUGUGAUGUCUGCUUCCCCAUCCGGCUGGAGGGUCUGUUGCUGGAUCAUCAGCAGUUCAGCAGUUAUGUGCCAGAACUGUUUCCUGGUUUGAUCUAUCGCAUGGUGAAACCACGUAUUGUGUUACUGAUCUUUGUGUCUGGAAAAGUGGUUCUGACAGUGCCACCCCAGAGAUGACAGCCUUGCUAGGCGCCCUGCUUCGAAGAUCCACACUCGACACAUUCCAAUCCGAUAUCUUUAAUGAGGCACAGAGCACACGCCUUCUGUUCCAUAGAUGCACAAAAAAAUUUACCCACUUCAUUACUCUCAUCAAUGCCACCUCAUCCACACUUUGUAGACUUCAAUCGGAUCUCCAUCAAUGCAAAACCCUUACUCUGACCAAAGACUAACUAGGUUUGGAUUUACUAGAUUCCACUUUACUUCUCGUUUCCUUUUGCAUUCGCCACUGUAAUCCAAUCCUUCUAAUCUCCACUCCAUAUGACAUCUAAUUCAAACAUAACAUCCGCUUCUGCCACUUUCUCACCGGGUUGCUCUUCUACAUUGCCUGCCACCUACUGUACUGGGCAUUGAUUGUUACGCUUAACAGGGAGGGACCUACCUGAAUGUGUCUAAUACGGUACUAUCGUGACCAUGCUUGAUUUUCAUAUUUAAAAAUAAAUGUUGAUUU